Messenger RNA from Cetraspora pellucida, 1048 nucleotides. The record is from the annotation of a GenBank genome assembly. Lineage: Eukaryota; Fungi; Glomeromycota; Glomeromycetes; Diversisporales; Gigasporaceae.
GUCGGCGGCGACAGGUGAAUCUUAUGAUCCUUAUGUACCCAAAGAUGGCACCGCUGGCGGACCGCCAACUAAAACAGCACAGAUUCAGAAGCAAAUUGAUGAAACAGUUGGCAUUAUGCGAGACAAUAUCAAUCGUGUAGCCGAAAGGGGAGAGAGACUAGACGCUUUACAAGAUAAGACGGAAAAUUUAUCCGUGUCAGCACAAGGAUUUCGUCGUGGUGCCAAUCGAGUGCGCAAGCAAAUGUGGUGGAAGGAUAUGAAAAUGAGAAUUAUCAUUGCACUUGUAGUAAUCGCUUUGCUGCUGGCUAUUAUCUCUUCCGUUAGAUUGAUCGCAAAUAAGCCUUUUGUGAGUGCGAGAAUCUUUCCAAAGAAAUUUUUUAAUGUCUCAGCAACAAUUAAAUCUGAUAAAUUAUUCGUUCAUCGAGAUACACCCGAAAAUAAUCCGUCAAUCCCGUUUGAAUUUACAGCAGACAAUUUAAAACGUGCACAAGAGAUCAUAAAGCGGUAUCCACCACAAUAUAAAAAAGCAGCAACUAUACCCUUAUUAGAUCUUGGUCAACGUCAACUUGGAUGGACGAGUCUUUCGGUUAUGAACGCUGUUGCCAAGUUAUUGGAAAUACCACCUAUGCGUGUAUAUGAAGUUGCGACCUUUUACACCAUGUUUAAUAGAGAACCAGUUGGGAAAUAUUUCCUUCAACUUUGUACAACAACACCAUGUCAAUUAUGUGGAUCAACAGAAAUCCUAAAAACAAUUGAAAACCAUUUGAAAAUAAAAGUCGGUGAAACCACUCCAGAUAAACUUUUUACGCUUGUAGAAGUAGAAUGUGCAGGAGCUUGUGUUAACGCUCCAGUUUUGGCAGUUAAUGAUGAUUAUUAUGAGGAUUUAACACCAGAAACUACAAUCAAACUUCUUGAUGCUUUUAAAUCUGGUAAACCUCCCAAGCCUGGUCCGACAACCGGUCGUCAUACGUGCGAGCCAAAAAAUGGGUAUACCACCUUGACAAACGAACCUACGGGUCCAGGUUUUGGAGUUAGGGACGAUUUAUGA